UAGCGUUGCUAAAGGAAGGGAAACGUAGGGUGGCUUUGUUUGUUAUUUUUUGCAUGAACACAAUUCACCUCUUUAAGAGAUGUGGACAGAAAUAGGGAAGCUAAUGUUGUUACAUUUGUUACUAAUGGAGCUACAUUCUUCAAAAGGGACAAAAACGGAUUGUGAAAAUGGUCAAUUUCAAUGCAAAAACGAACGAUGUAUACCAUCCAUCUGGAGGUGUGACGACGAUGACGAUUGCUCCGACAACAGCGAUGAAGAAAACUGUCCAGCAAAGAAGACCUGUGCCACUACAGACUUUGCCUGUAAAAAUGGGCAGUGUGUGCCAGCUCGAUGGCGAUGUGACGGCGAGGCAGAGUGCCCCGACGGGUCAGAUGAAGCGGACUCCACCUGCAGUCGGCAGACAUGUCCGCCUGAGAAGUUUGACUGUGGGGGCUCCACCAAUAAGUGUGUCUCGUUGUCAUGGCGAUGCGAUGGCGAGAGGGACUGCGAGAACGGCGCGGACGAGGAGGAGUGUGCCGCAGAUGCCAAGGCCUGCGCUGCCAACGAGUUCCAGUGCCGCAACCGCAAGUGCAUCGCGCCCAUCUUCCACUGCGACGGGGACGACGACUGCGGCGACGGCAGCGACGAGGAGAAGUGCUCGGCGCCCGCCUGCGGCCAGCACGAGUUCCGCUGCAACAACUCGGAGUGCAUCCCCCACCUGUGGAGCUGCGACGGGGACGCCGACUGCGCCGACAAGUCGGACGAGUCCAUGGAGCGCUGCGGCCGCCGCACCGAGCCCCAGAAGCCCAGCUGCGCCAGCGGGGAGUUCCAGUGCGGGAGCGGCGAGUGCGUACACCUCAACUGGAAGUGUGACGGGGAGGCCGACUGCAAGGACAAGUCGGACGAGACCAGCUGCCCCCUGCUGACAUGCCGGCCGGAUGAGUUCCAGUGUGGGGAUGGCUCCUGCAUCCACGGUACCAAGCAGUGCAACAAGGUGCACGACUGCCCGGACUACAGCGACGAGGCUGGCUGCGUCAACAAGACCAAGUGUGAAGGACCACUGAAGUUCAUGUGCAAAAAUGGCGAGUGCAUCGAGAGCAGCAGGGUGUGCGACUCCCACAAGGACUGCAAAGACUGGUCCGAUGAGCCCAUGAAGGAGUGCGGCCUGAACGAGUGUGCGGACAACAAUGGCGGCUGCUCCCACAUAUGCAUCGACAAGCGGAUUGGCUAUGAAUGCGAAUGCCCCUCGGGAUACAAGCUGCUGGACAAGAAGACAUGUGGAGACAUAGACGAAUGUGAGAAUCCGGACGCCUGCAGCCAAAUCUGCAUCAACUACAAAGGCGACUACAAGUGUGAAUGUUACGAGGGCUACGAGAUGGACCCAGUAACCAAGACCUGCAAGGCAGUGGGAAAGAGUCCCUACCUGAUGUUCACCAACCGCCAUGAGAUCCGCCGCAUAGAUCUGGUCAAGAGGGACUACACACAGGUAGUGCCCACUCUGAAGAACGCCGUGGCUCUGGAUGUGGAUGUCACCACCAACAAGAUGUACUGGUGUGACCUCUACCACCGAAAAAUCUACAGCGCGUAUAUCAACAAGGCCAGCGACUCCUCCCAGCAGGUCACCUUGAUAGACAGCGCCCUACAUUCCCCUGAGGGCCUGGCCAUGGAUUGGGUCCACAAGAACCUGUACUGGACCGACUCUGGAGCCAAGACCAUUUCCGUCGCCACCGGCGACGGCAAGAAGAGGAAGGUCCUGAUCGACACAGAUCUGAGCGAGCCUCGGGCCAUCGCCGUCGACCCCAAGCAAGGGUUCAUGUACUGGUCCGACUGGGGAUCCAGAGCCAAGAUCGAGAAGGCGGGGAUGAACGGCGUGGACCGGCAGGUUCUGGUCUCAGAAAGCAUCGAGUGGCCCAACGGGAUUACUCUGGACCUGUCCAACAGACGCCUGUACUGGGUGGACUCCAAGCUCCACCUGAUCUCCAGCGUGGACCUGAACGGGGCCAACAGGAAGGUCCUCCUCUCGUCCUCGGACCAGCUGGGCCACCCCUUCGCCCUCACGGUGUUCGAGGACCGGAUCUACUGGACCGACCUGGAAGACGAGGCAAUCUACAGCGCCAACCGGCUGACGGGGCACGAUGUGGCCACCCUGGCCGAGCACCUCAACCAGCCACUGGACGUGGUGGUGUUCCACGAGCUGCGGCAGCCCAAAGCUCCGGACAGCUGUAACAUGGGGAGCUUGCCCAAUGGGGGGUGUGAGUACCUGUGUCUGAAAGCACCCCAGAUUACAGAACACUCCCCGAAGUACACAUGCGCCUGCCCCAAUGGGAUGGAGCUGGGCCCAGACAUGCGCCGCUGUGUCACAGCUGUACCACCUAUUAAACCUAAAACAACGACAGCUCCACCCACGACUACCACCACCACACCUUCAACAACAACUACAACUACGACUACUACUACAACUACAACGACUACUAGUACUACUACUACCACAACUACUGCUGCUACCACCAGUACUACUACCAAAAGUACACCCACCACUAGGGCAACCGUGUCAUCCACCACUACCACUGCCCCCACCACACAAGCCACUGGAGUCCCAACGAGUUCCCCUCCUGGUCCCCCCAGCACCACCACCGACUCCAUCCAAGCACCCCCCUCAACCCCCCGCUCCGCCUUCAGCUCCCCUCCCUCUCCACCGGGCUCUCUCCCCACCAAGAGCAUCGUUAAAGAGAACAGCAAUCUGUCACACCGCUCUGGAAGUGAGCGCUACCUCCUCGGGAACAACAUAACGGUAGCGGUAUUGGGAAUCGUCAUCCCUAUAGUUCCUAUCAUUGCUACAGUGCUCGUCGGCCUGCUCUGCACGGGCGGCUACCUCGUCUGGCGCAACUGGCGGCGGAAGAACACCAAGAGCAUGAACUUCGACAACCCCGUGUACCGCAAGACCACGGAGGAGGAGGACGACGAGAUCCACAUCGGGCGGACGGAGCACAUCGGCCACGUCUACCCCGCUCGCGUGGCGCUCAGUGUGGAGGACGAUGGAUUCCCCUGAGGAGCGCGUUGUGUUCCCGACCCUGUCCUUCCUGCUCACAGGGGAGACUGGCACCGGCUGAGAGAGCUGGGGACGCAUGCUCGCUCCUAGAGGCCAAUGAGGGGGUGUAUCCUCUGUCCUCCUUAGGUUAAACGGCACUACAUCUUGUUUCUAAAUGAGUAUUUUUACUUACUGUACUACCACCGCCGCUACUACUAUACUACCACCAGUACUACCACUUCUGCUCCUACUCCCCGUUAGCAGUAGUGAGGAACGCUGCUUAAUGAUGACUAACCUCAUUGCUCAUCAGUGCACAUGUAUAUAGAUUCAAAAUUGGCCACGGUACCACGCUGUAUCUUGCCAGGAAUAGCAGCUGCGUUUUAAUUUGUUAUACUUAUUUAUUGUGUUGUUGGUAGUCAGUGUAAAUACGAUAAACCAGAGUCUGGGCAGGGCUACAGAGGGUGCAGAGGGCUUCUGCGUGAGCACAGAAAGGUGUGUGGGGGGGUGUUGGAGGCGGUUUUGCCAGAAAGGUGGUGCUACAGGGGAGCAGCAGGGCAGAACUCUGGGAAUGGAAUUAUGGGUAGUCUGCUCAACUUGCAUCAGAGGUAUAUGAUGGUUAGAUAAUGAAUGGUGGUAGUUUUGUUCAUUUUUUUAAUCCAGGAAGACCUGGAACGAUAUGCUCCGGUGCCUGGGGGUUUUCAGAGUACUGCAGAGACUCAGAUGCUACGGCACGGUCCACGUGAAGACAGUCAGUACUUCAGCCAGUACACAGUGUGCACGCCACACCAUCAGGCUGAGGAUCGCAGGAUGGCAGAGAGAUGUGGUGUGAAAUAUCAGCCCGUAAGGUGCCAGAAGAGAAACUGGAGCUUGUUAAAAAGCAAACUGGAUUUUUUUUUUGUCCACAUGUCCCUCUGUAAAAUGUAGAGAGGCUGGGUCCUACUGCGAGAAUAAAUGUACUGUAGAAGAACUAGAGUAGUAUAAGCACUGUAAUUUUAUUGGGGAAUGCACUGAUCAGAGAACAGUCAAAAUUGUCAAAUAUAAGAUGCACAGGUGCAACACACUGCUGUCUUAGUCGGCUCUUUAUUCAAUAAGCGACUCCAGAUCCACAAAGUUUUCCAGCUAUUGUUCAGACGUCUUCCACCUUUACAGGAGUCAGGUCAGUUUCAGCCUCUGAAAAAUAAGAAUGAUUUGAAGACGGUUGGAUUGGGUGGGUGCAUGUUUUGGAGUAGGGGGUCCUGUAGGAUGUGGGUAAAGAUGUCAGCAUAGGGUGCCACUCUUCCACCACCGCGGCGCAUGAAUGCGUCUUACAUGUGAGAGCUCAGAGUCUUCCAUGCGUUUUGAGCCUUUCUGUUCCUGUGCUCUCCAUGAGUCUGUCACUGGCAGGAAGAGAGUCCACACGGCAUGGCGCUUUCUCGAUCACGCGGUUUUUGUUACAUAAGGAAAGAGAGUAUUUAUUUUUAUGGUUGUACAAUUUCAUCUUUGUAUUUGUAAGUACAGUGCAUAUAUAUAUUUCUACGUUGUAGCAGAUGUACUUUUUCUUGUCUACUGUAGAUAGCAGAGACAGUAAUGGAUCGUUUCCUGGUUUUUGUACUUGAACCCUAGCAGUCAGACAAGCUGUAGAGCCCCUGCAGGCCUGCAGAAGUUGGGGGGGUCAUUGGGGAGUUCAGAUGUGAGCAGGAGGGUGAGCACCGCUCCGUUUUUAUCAUCCGGCUGUAACUCAGCGGCCCUGCAGCUAAUUGUUGAGUAGAUUGAUCUUUUGCUGUUUUUGUUGUAUUUUUUCAUCUACUUAAUGAGUCUACUUAUUCUUAAUCUACUUAUUCUCAGUGGAAUAUACACAGAGAGAGAGAGGAGGAACAUGCACAAACACACACUGUAGUUUCCACACUCGUUGGAGCCCUUGGGUACCCAUACGCGGGUGGGCAACAUGGGCACAUGGCACUGAAUUGUGCGGUGGCUGAUUGGUUGAUUAAUUGCAGCCAUUGAUCACGGCUUUCUCCUCUUAAAUGGAAGUAUCUGCUCGGUGGCGCUGCCAGUGAACCUCUAGGGGGGCCCCCUAACACACGCUCCUGGAUUUGCACGGGUAGGUCCAGAUGCAGCCAGGAAGCCUCAUGAAGAUGAAUUGGGAAGGGGUUUAUCUCAUCAGAGCCCAGACCCCAGUCCCGCUAAUGGGCCGUUUGUGUCCUCAUGCGUUUGAGCGGGAGCCACAUUUCCGCACCUGCACCUGCUGCCUGCUGCAGGAGCAAGGUGCCAGGGAGGCGACACAGUCACGCUCUCUUUAAGGUGCGAGGGGGAGUGUGUGAUUAGGCCCGGCUGUGCUGCAGAGGUUGUCAACCACGGGUGUGAAACAGCCAGUGCAAGCGUCUGACACCUGCAUGCCUGCCCUGCUUACCUGUCAGAGCGCUCUGUUAGUGGGUGAUCUGCCAUCUGGGGCACCUUUGAGGCUCUCUCGUGCAUCGUGUGGAUUGGGGUGCAGGGGUAGCCCCUGUUCUGAGACUGCAACCGUUACCCCGGUCUCAAAUGUCACGCUCGUAGAAGCCACCAUCAAUUCCAUUGGGAAGCGGGAGUGGGGGAUGACUUUUUUGUUGUUUGUGUAUGACAUUGGGGUAUAUGUGUUAACCUCCUUAUUUCUGGCCUGGUUUGCAUUCCCUGAGGCAGCUGAUGAUCUGCAGUGAAAACCAUGGCUUUCCCCUGGUCAGGAAGACUGCAAUCCACUGUUCAUUAGUGGAAAAGCUGAGUUUCUGUUUCUGAACCGGUUAUUGGUCCUCGCAUACGAAUUUCAUGCGAGUCACGCAAGUCACGAGCAAUAUGACGAUACUUGUUGUUCGGAUCUGAGCUUGGCUUUACACAUCCACUGUAUGACUUUGUGUGUGCAUGUAAUAUCAGCUCAUUGUCAGCUAAUGUAGUUUUCUUUAACAGAGGUCUGCAGGAUAGCGCAGGCUUCUUCGUUUGUGUGGCACUUUGUAUUAACCUAGGGGCUGGCAACAGUGGCAUGCUGUGAGUGUGCAUAAAGCCUUCAGUGAGCAAGCGUUUUCCAAGUGUGAAAACAGCAGUUUUAUCAUUAAACAUUUAACUAUGACACUUUUUUUUCAGUAGAUAGUUAUUUUAAUAGUCCGGACAUGUUUUAAAAUUAUGGAUCCUUGAAUAAUUCUGCAAUCACUGAAGGCUUCGGAUGUGCUUCUCAGUACAUGGCCUGUUCUACCCGAUCUACCAUAGACGGCUACCUGUGCCACUGACCAUCCUCUUAUUUCUCUCUUACUCUAUGCAUUUUUAAAUGGUGAUUCUUGCUCGCUUAGAACAGGAAUUCAUCCACGCUGCUCCAUCAUCCUCCAUUGCGACUAACAGUAGCACCCUGCGCUUCACCACACUCCCGUUUCCAUCGUUUGUUCACGCUUUGUUUUGAAAGGGCUACCUUUUCAAAUGGUUAACACUCGAACAACCGGAGGACAGGAAACCUGCACGGCCAGUUUUUUUUUAUUUUCCCCUCCAGAGCUUUGGUUGUGUCUUCUCCUACGACGGGCCCAGUGUUUGACUGUGAAAGAACCCUUGUGAUAAUAUAUGACUGCAUUAGCCCAGUGAUUUUUCCCACUGGCCCUCUGUGUUGUGUGACCCCCCCAUUCUCCUUGGUAUUCAGUUCAUAUUAAUCAAUGUGUAUUACUUGAAAAACAAAAGUUCAGGCUCCUCUUUUG
This is a messenger RNA of Megalops cyprinoides (Indo-Pacific tarpon), 6693 nucleotides long. It is a transcript of the gene lrp8, whose product is annotated as low density lipoprotein receptor-related protein 8, apolipoprotein e receptor. The transcript has 19 exons. Lineage: Eukaryota; Metazoa; Chordata; Actinopteri; Elopiformes; Megalopidae. Bases 80 to 3028 code for a protein of 982 amino acids. The record is from RefSeq and is a predicted model, not a curated record. Gene Ontology annotation, molecular function: protein binding; calcium ion binding.